AUGAAAAAUGUAAGAGUAGGAUGUCAUGUUAAAGUUAAAAAUAAUUAUCAAACAAAAAAUGGAAAUGUUAUGAAAAUGUCAGGAGGAAAUUUAUAUUGUCAUUUAUUUCAUAAUAAUGAAGAAGGAGAAGAAGGAGUAGUUAUUUAUUAUAAUAAUCAAAUAAAUAAAUAUUAUAUAAGUAUGUUACCACAUGUUAUUUGUGAAGAUUUUGAAACUAAAACACCACUUGAAUAUUUUAAAAUUAUAGAAUUUACAAUUAGUAAAAUAGAUGAAAAUGUAGGAAUUAUUGGAGAAACUGAAGAUAAAGAAGAAGUAUUUUUAUCCAAAAAACAAAUAAAAGAUGAAAGUUGUUCAGAUAUUCCAAAAGAAUUUCAAAUAGGAAGUACACAUAAAGGAAGAGUAAUGUAUUAUUCAGCAUUUGAUGGGUAUUGUGGAAUAACAACAAGAGAAAGUAUAUUAUCAGAUAAAUAUCAAAGUAUAUUUGAUAUUAAAUCAGGAAUGAUAAUUGAAGGAACAAUUAAAGAAGUUAAUGAAAAAGGAAUUAUUGUUAAAAUAGGAGAAAAAAUAUAUGGAUUUUGUGAUAAAAUUAAUAGUGGAGAUAUUCCUAUUGAAGACUUACAAAGUGUAUUUAAAAAAGAACAAAAAAGUAAAUUUAGAGUAUUAACAGUAAAUAAUAGAAAUAAUAGUAUUUAUUUAACACAUAAAAGAACAUUAAUGAAAGCAACAACACCAAUUAUUACAACUAUUGAAGAAACUGAAUUAAAUACAAUAACAUUUGGUACAGUAACAUUUAUUGAUAAUAAAAGAGGAGUAUAUUUAAAAUUCUUUAAUAAUAUAGAAGGGUUUAUUCCUACAAUUGAAUUAUUUAAUCAAAAAAUAGGAAUGAUUAGUAUUGGACAACUUUUAAAAGUUAGAAUUAUUUCAUUUGAUAAACAACUUUUACUUUGUUCAUUAAAUUUAUUCCCAGAAGAAAAUGUACCAGAAAAAUAUGAAGAUGUUAGUAGACAUUUUGAAGUAGGAGAAAUUUAUGAAGGAAUUGUUGUUGCUAAAAGAGAAAAAAUUAUGUUAGUAAGAAUUAAAAGUGGAGAUGUUCAAUAUAUUGCAAUGAUGCCAUAUUAUCUUGUUAUUGAUGGAGAUGAAGGACAAGAUAUUCCUAAAAUGAUAAGAAAUGGAACAAUAUUAAAAGAAUGUUUAUUAUUAAAGAAUCAAAUGGGACAAAUGGUAAUUACUACAAAAAAAUCACUUAUUUCAUUAAGAAAAAAAAUAGGAAAAUUUAAUUCUAAAGAAGAAAUGACAGUUGGAAAAUAUAUUGGAUAUGUAAGUAAAAUUAAAGGAAAGUAUUGUUUUAUUUCAUUUUAUAAUGGAAUAACAAUACUUUGUUAUAGAAUGAAUGUUAGUGAUACUAAUUUACCAAUUGAAGAAGUAUUAGAAGUUGGACAAACAGUAUAUGGAUAUUUAAAUAAGAAAGGUAUUUUUUCAUUAAAAGAAAGUAGUGUAGGAAGUAUUAAAGAAGAAUUUAUGUUAUUAAGAGUAGAAAGAGAUGUUGAACCAAAAUAUGGAAGUCAACUUAAAAUAGAAAUAAAAGAUAUUAAACCAUAUGGAAUUAUUGGAAAAAAUAAAGAAAGAGAAGAAACAAUAUUUAUUCCAAAAACAGGAAUUGAAGGAGAUAUUAAAGAACUGAAUAAAGGAAAUACUAUGAAAUGUAUUGUUAUUGGAGUUGAUAAAGAAAGAAAAAUGAUUGAUUGUAUUCAAGAAAAAAUGAUUACAAAACAACAUAUAGAAAAUAAUAAAAUAUAUAAAGGAAAAGUUCUUCUUAAUAAAGAAGAGUAUUGUGUUUGUCUUGUUGAAGGAAAUAUUGUAUUUGUAAAUAAAAUUCGAAUGAAUGGAGGAAAAUAUACAGUAAAAGAAGAAGUCGAAAUAAUUAUUGGAAAAGAAAUGGAAGGAUAUCAAAAUAUUUAUGAAGGAACAAUUAAUAGUAAACCAAUUGUUUAUAGCAUUAAAAAUAAUACAAUUAAUAUUGGAGAGAAGAUAGAAGGAGUAGUAAGUUAUACAAAUGAAAGUAUUAGUUAUUUAAAUUUAGGAAAAGGAAUUACAGGAAGAUUACAUAAAAUUAAUAGUACAAAGAAGAUAGAAAUAGGAGAGAAAAUAGAAUGUUAUAUUAUUGGAAUACAAGUUAAAGGAGAAAUAAUUAAAGAAAAAGGAAAAGAAAUAGAAGGAAGAAUAGAAAUAGUUGAAUUAAGUAUGAAGGAAGAAGGAAAUAUGGAAGAAAAAAUUAAAGAAGGAGAAGAAAUUGAAGGAAUUAUUAGUAGAGAAAUGAAAGAUGGAUAUAUAAUUUCGUUUAAUUCAAUACUUAAAGGAAAAUUAAAUUAUAUUGAAAUAGGAGAUAAUAUUGAAGAAAUUAAUAUAAAUAAAAAAGAAUAUAAUGUUGGAGAUAAAAUAAAAGUUAAAGGAUAUUAUAGUAAAGAAAAUAUCUAUUUAAUAAAAGACAAAAAAGAAGAAAUUAAAGAAGGAGAAAUUAUUGUUGGAGAGGUUAUUGGUAAUAAUACAAAAGAAUUAAAAAUUAAAGUAUUAAUUAAAGGAAAUAGAAUAGGAUAUAUUCAUUAUUGUGAUAUAAGUAAUGUUUUUAAUCCAUUUCCAAGAGAUUAUUUACAAAAUGGAAAAUAUAUUAAUAUGUAUGUACUUUCAAAUAAACCAGAAAUUUCAUGUUCAAUGAGAAAAGAAUAUUUAAAAGAAGCUUAUGAUGAAAUAUUCCCACCAUUAAUAGGAGGAGUUCAAACACGUAUUGUAACAAAAGAUAAUAUUAAAGAAGGAGAAAUUUUAACAGGAUAUAUUAUAAAAAGUAGUGAAGAAGAAGGAGUUGAUGUAAUGGUAUCAAGAGAUGUAACUAUUCAUGUAGCACCAGGUGAAUUAUUAGAUAAUACAAGUUAUCAUGGGAAAGAUUUUUCAAGAAUCUUUUGUAUUCAACGAUUAGUAAAAGUAAGUAUCAUUGAUAAAGAAGGAUUAGAAGGAACAUUAAAACAAAGUGUUAUUUAUCCUGGAAUAAUUAAAUACUUUAAAGAUAUCAAAGAAAAUAUAGUAACUAAAUGUGUUAUAGUAAAUAUUACAAGUGAAGGAUUGUUUUUAAGAUUCUUUAAUUCUAAUAUUCGAGGAUUAUGUCAUUGUAGUAAAAUAGAAGAUAAAAAAUUAACAAAGAAAGAAAUGGAAAAGAGAUUUAAAAUUAAAGAUGUCAUAAUGGCAAAAGUAGUUCAUAUUGACAAGAAGAAACAUCGAGUUAAUUUUAGUAUUAAACCAGAAGAUGUAGGAGAAGUAGAAAUGAAAGAUGAAGAAGAAACAAUAGCUAUUGAUCCAUGGAAAUUAGCAUUAAAAAGAAAAGAACAAAAAAGAAGAAAUGAAGAAAAAGAUAUUACAAUUAAAGAAGAAAUGAAAGAUGAAGAAUUUAAAGAAGGAGUAGAAGAUGAGGCUAACAUAGAAUGGGAUGAUACUACUAAAGAAGAAGAAAAAGAAAAACAUGAAAAUACUACUAUGGAAGAAGAAGAAGAAAUAGAAGAAGGUAAAGAUAAUAAUAAAGAAGAAGGAA
This is a messenger RNA of Entamoeba nuttalli P19, 3577 nucleotides long. Its product is annotated as S1 RNA binding domain containing protein. NCBI's taxonomy places the organism in Eukaryota, Evosea, Mastigamoebida, Endamoebidae. Gene Ontology annotation, molecular function: RNA binding. The record is from RefSeq and is a predicted model, not a curated record. Gene Ontology annotation, cellular component: small-subunit processome; nucleolus. The annotation marks the transcript as partial. The transcript has a single exon. Gene Ontology annotation, biological process: rRNA processing.